This is a messenger RNA of Penicillium atrosanguineum, 1668 nucleotides long. Its product is annotated as cytochrome P450. The record is from RefSeq and is a predicted model, not a curated record. The coding region runs from base 1 to 1668 and encodes 555 amino acids. Lineage: Eukaryota; Fungi; Ascomycota; Eurotiomycetes; Eurotiales; Aspergillaceae. Gene Ontology annotation, molecular function: iron ion binding; monooxygenase activity; oxidoreductase activity, acting on paired donors, with incorporation or reduction of molecular oxygen. The transcript has 4 exons.
AUGGCAUCCGCAAAAGAUAGUCUCCUCCUUCUGAUCCCUUCUACAGUCAUCGAGACCCUCCUGGUAAUCGCCUCCCAGCUAAGCCCAGAGCGACCAGCGACCAUAUUUCUCUACGCAUUCUGCAUCAACUUCAUCAUACUAGCAAUAUGGAACAUCUUUAUUUGGCCAUUCUUCUUCAAUCCCCUGAGACACCUUCCAACAGUUCAUGGCCCUUUAAUCGGCGCCAAAGUCUUCAUGCGUCAUCCCCGAGGCCAAAUAACCAUAGAUUGGCUCCGCACAAUCCCAAACGAAGGCCUGAUCCACUUCCGCGAAGCCCUGAACUAUAGCUUCCUCCUCGCAACAAACCACCGGGCCUUGAUGGACGUACUCAAUACGAACAGCUAUGACUUCAUCAAACCGCCUGGCGGACAAGCAUUCCUUGCACGCGGUCUUGGGUACGGACUGAUUCUCUCCGAAGGUGAUGCGCACCGCGCCCAGCGCAAGGCUGUUACGCCUGCGUUCACAAUGAGAAAUAUUCGUGCAAUGUAUCCGCUUAUGUGGAGCAAAACGCAGCUGUUUUUGAAGCAGUUGGAGCAGGAGAUCAGGAUUAAGCCGGAGGCUGGAUGUAGGUCAGAUGGGCCAGUUGGGCCAGUUGGGGUGGUUGAGAUUGGGGGUUGGGCAAAUCGGUUGACGCUGGAUAUUAUCGGUCCUGCGGCCAUAGGCCGUGAUUUCCAGUCUCUGGAGAAUGAGAAUGAUCCCGUCUCGCAGAAUUAUACGGCUAUUCUGAAGCCUUCUGCUGAUUUGCUUGUCCUUUUCGGCGCAUCGCUGCUGUUCCCUCAGUGGAUGGUGAAACUUAUUCCGUGCAAGGCGAAUAUUACUCUCCCGAGACGAGUCAAGUAUUUGCGACGGGUCUUUCAUGAUCUCCUUGUUGAGAAACGAGCACAGAUUGCACGUGAAAAGAGCGAGCAGGAGCCGGCCGAAGGUGAUAUCUUAGGAACGAUGAUGCGAGGUGGAGAGUUCAGUGAUAGUGAGCUGGUUGAUCAGAUGCUUACGAUUCUUGCUGCUGGCCACGAAACCACAGCUGGCGCCCUCACAUGGUGCUGCUACCACCUCAGCAAAGAGCCACAUAUCCAAGAGAGACUCCGUCAAGAAAUUCGCGCUACGAUCCCCUCCCCUGAUGCCUCAGUAUCUUGGCAAGACCUCGAAGGAAUGCCCUACUUAAAUGGUGUAAUUCAAGAAGUUCUCCGUCUUUACCCAACGGUCCCCAUGACAGGCCGCGAAGCCAUCCGCGACACGACCGUCGCAGGCAAAAGAAUCCCCAAAGGCACAACCAUCGCACUAUGUCCGCAAUCCGUCAACCGCAGUUAUGAAUUCUGGGGGGAGACGGCGGACGACUUCCUUCCUGAACGGUGGAUUGACACCGAUAAAGAAGGCAAGCAAGUGCCGAAUAAGCAUGGCGGGGCGUCUACGAAUUUCGCACAGAUCACGUUUCUUCAUGGACCGAGAGCGUGUAUUGGAAAGGAUUUUGCAAAGGCUGAGUUCCGGUGUGCGGUCGCAGGUCUUUUUGGACAGUUUCAGCUCGAGUUGGAGGAUCCGAAGCAGAAGAUCACGUUCGGGGGGACGUUGACGAGUCAGCCUAUUGAGGGGAUGCAUUUGAAGUUGACCAAGUUGGGCGAUUGGGUGGAGUAG